AUACCGAUAGGAAGAAAGGAAUUGAUAGCGAUACAUGGGAUCAGGGGGAUGCGAAAAAAAAAAGAUAAAAUAAAAAUAACCAUAAGAUAGCUACCGAAGGAUCAUUGAUAUAUUAACUGAGCGCCCAUGAUGGCAGUUAGGAGUUAUGAGGGGUGCCUGAGGGGAGGAUCCGAGGCUGUCCCCAAGUAAAUAUAGCAAGUACGGGAUUAUCCAUGCUCUCAUUAUUGUUGACGGUGACAAUGCUCAACGCUCAGGCCGUUAACUAUGGAGCUUCCGACACUUCCCCGAGUCGUCAACCAUGGAUCCAGUUGGGUCGGUGGACGGCAGUCCCGACGAGUCCAGCUGUCCAGGCGAUCCAUCAUGAACAUUCUGGACUCUUUGCCCUCUGCAGGGACUGUCAACGACGAAAGAGAGGGGCCCGACAAUCUCAUUGUCCAGGAUAUCCCUACCAGGGGAAAUCCACCGCGAGGCCGAAGGAAGGAGAAAGAGUGACAGCUGGCCGCGGCCGAUUUGUCCGUCGGCCCCGCGGGAUUGGCCGCCCAGCCUUUCCCGGUUUAGUCCAUGACAGCCACUGAAUUGCCCUAUUCAGGGUUUGGGGCUUCGCUUAGGGUUACUUUCAUCUGUACUAGAUAUAUACGAGUACGG
Aspergillus sclerotioniger CBS 115572 is the source of this 645-nucleotide messenger RNA. RefSeq lists its product as uncharacterized. The record is from RefSeq and is a predicted model, not a curated record. The transcript has a single exon. The coding region runs from base 213 to 575 and encodes 120 amino acids. NCBI's taxonomy places the organism in Eukaryota, Fungi, Ascomycota, Eurotiomycetes, Eurotiales, Aspergillaceae.